Ostreobium quekettii is the source of this 477-nucleotide messenger RNA. Lineage: Eukaryota; Viridiplantae; Chlorophyta; Ulvophyceae; Bryopsidales; Ostreobiaceae. The record is from the annotation of a GenBank genome assembly.
AUGACUCACGCACUUGCAGGUGGCAUUGGCUCCGGGAUGGGCAGCCUGCUGAUUUCCAAGAUCGGUGAAGAGUACCCUGACCGCACGAUGCUCACCUUCUCAGUGGUGCCCAGGUGGGAUUGCUGCUCAGUUUUGGAGCCUUGCAAUGUUAUCCUCACCACGCAGCACCUCAUCGAAAAUGCAGAUGGGUGCAUGAUCCUGGACAACGUUGCCCUGUACAACAUCCGUUUCCGCAAACUCAAACUCACCACACCCAACUAUGUCGAUCUGAACCGCCUCAUAUCCCCAGUCAUGUCCGGCGUCACAUGCAGCCUACGUUUCCCUGGUCAGAUCAAUGCUGAACUGUGCAAGCUGGCUCUCAACCUGAUCCCCUUCCCCCGCCCGCAUUUCUUUCUGGUGGACUUUGAGCCACUGGCCCCUUGGAGCUCCCAGCAAUACAAUGCCCUCACGGUCCCAGAGCUGGUCCAGCAGAUGUAG